Molecule: messenger RNA, 1339 nt
Organism: Centruroides sculpturatus (bark scorpion)
Lineage: Eukaryota; Metazoa; Arthropoda; Arachnida; Scorpiones; Buthidae
Product: piggyBac transposable element-derived protein 4-like
Exons: 2
Source: RefSeq, a predicted model, not a curated record
AACGUCUGAUAGCGAAUCGGAAUAUAUGGCAAUCUCUGAAAGCGGCUCGGAGAGCUAUAUCCCGAGCAUAGACGAUUCCAGUAGUUCAGCUGAAUCUGGAAGUGAUGCCGCUCGCACCUGGUGUGAAGCUGACGCCAGUAGCUUUCCGACGCCUCCUCCACGGUUUCCGUUUACUGAAACUUUUGGAUCUCGGUUUUCUACAAAUCAAGUAAUAGAACCGUUAGACUAUUUUAAACUGUUUUUCGAUGAAGAAUUAGUAAAUUGGAUAACUUCCGAAACAAACAGAUACGCUAUGACGAAGCCACAGACAUCCAGGAGCCAGUGGAACCCUGUUUCCAUAGAGGAAAUGUUUGUGUUUUUUAGUGUAAUAAUCCUUCAAGGUAUUAUUCAUAAACCGGAUGAGAAAAGGGAUAUAGUGGUGGAUAAGAGUUUGAUGCUAUUCAAAGGACGUCUUUCGUGGAGACAAUACAUGCCUCUCAAACGGUCUCGUUUCGGUGUGAAAUUCUACAUGUUUUGCGAGUCCUCAUCUGGAUAUUUGUACAAUUUUAUAAUUUAUACCGGAAAAAACACCGUUUUAAAUGAAAAAUAUAAAGAUAUGCCUAUUACUUCAAAAAUUGUAUUAUCAUUAGCGGACUCGUUGUUAGGCAAGGGAUAUUGUCUAACAACAGAUAAUUUUUAUUCUUCCCCACAUUUAUCUGAUUAUCUGGUUACCGUCCAAACAGAUUUCUUUGGAACUGUGCGGACGACCAGACAACAGGUCCCGGCUGAGGUUAAAAAUAAAAAAUUGAAAAAGGGAGAAACAGUGGCGAUGCAGAGAGGUAAAGUGAUGAUUAUGAAGUGGCAAGACAAAAAAGCCGUCACUUUACUCUCUACUGUCCACAACCCAUCAAUGGUGAGGAAAGAAACUCAUGCCGGUAAAUUAGUUAUAAAGCCACAGGUUGUUGUCGACUAUAACGACACAAUGGGAGGUGUUGACCUUUUAGAUCAGCAUCUUCGAGAUUAUCCAGUGGCGAGAAAAAGAGGGAAGAAAUUUUACAAAAAGGUAUUUUUCCAUUUAUUAGAUAUUUCUGUUUAUAAUUCUUUUGUUUUGUAUAAAAAAAAUGGUGGAACUUUGGAUCAUUUAGAAUUUAGGAUUAAUGUCAUAGAAACAAUUAUUCAUAAAUAUCACACCGAAACGAGGGAUACCACACACGGUCAGCCGAGAACUUCAGGUCCGAGAACUCCAGGUCCACUUAGACUUACGGAAAGACAUUNCGCAAUCAAUAACCCAGGAUCAAAACUCAAUAUUGCAAUCGGCUUAUCACCCCUGGUAUUCUCAAAUUUUAAAAAUUCCUUCUGA